Gossypium raimondii (Peruvian cotton) is the source of this 2165-nucleotide messenger RNA. Its product is annotated as ethylene-responsive transcription factor RAP2-7. The record is from RefSeq and is a predicted model, not a curated record. Gene Ontology annotation, molecular function: DNA-binding transcription factor activity; DNA binding. Lineage: Eukaryota; Viridiplantae; Streptophyta; Magnoliopsida; Malvales; Malvaceae. The coding region runs from base 483 to 1943 and encodes 486 amino acids. The transcript has 10 exons. Gene Ontology annotation, biological process: regulation of DNA-templated transcription.
AAAUGGAGUCUCUAUUCUGUAAUGCUCUUUCAUACAUCCCAUCGCCUACUCGCUCUCUCUGUCUCUUCUUUGUCGCGGAAUCAGUUAGUCGACGAUCAUCUCCUUCUGUUAUAAGAUGAUCGCCUAGUAAUUGAAUAAUGCGCGCCUCAUUUUAAAAUUCCUUUGCUUCCAUACCACGCCGUCUGUCCUUUCUUCUUCUCAUCAUCCUCCGUCUAGCCCAAGGGAACCCAAGUGUUUGUUUUCUUAUUUUUCAUACUUUAAACUUUCUUUUUCUGAAGCUGCGAGUCCAGGGUUUUUUGUGUUCGGAUCGGUUUCUCCUGUAGGAUUUGAUUUGAUUAUUUUCAGUGGGUAAAUAAAGCCCCGACUCCUGACUGAUUAUUUGUUUUUGAAGCUCUGAAGUUAAAAGGAUUUUUUAUUUUUAUUUUAUUAAAAAAAAAGGAUUUCCGAGUCAAAGCUUAAUUCGACGAGGAAGCUAACACGAAAUGCUAGAUCUUAAUCUCAAUGUCGCGUCGACUGAGUCGACUCAAGACUCUGCCUGUGCGACUCUGGUUACUAAUAAGCUCAAUGAAUAUUGUGGAAACCAAAUGGACGAAUCCGAAACCUCGAAUUCCUCAAUCGUAAACGAUGAUGAUGAGUCGUGCUCCACACGCGCCAACGGAGACGCGUUCACUCUAAGUUUCGACAUACUGAAAGUCGGGAGUGGAGAAACCGAGUACGGAAACGACGGUGCACCGGUGGUGGUUACUAAGGAACUGUUUCCGGUGAAGCGAGUAGGAGAGGAUUUCCGAAGCCCCGAAGGGCAGAGCUCGGGAAGUAGUAACUACAACAAAUGGAUCGAUCUUUCGUUCGAGAGAAAAGAAGUUGCUGACCCACGGGUGAUGCAACAACAGCAACCGUCACAGACGACGGUGAAGAAAAGCCGUAGAGGACCUCGCUCUCGAAGCUCGCAGUACCGAGGAGUGACUUUCUAUAGAAGAACUGGAAGAUGGGAAUCUCAUAUUUGGGACUGUGGAAAGCAAGUAUAUUUGGGUGGAUUUGACACAGCUCAUUCCGCAGCUAGAGCCUAUGAUCGAGCGGCUAUUAAAUUUCGAGGGGUUGAUGCUGAUAUUAAUUUCAGCCUCAGUGAUUAUGAGGACGAUAUGAAACAGAUGAAGAACCUCACUAAGGAAGAAUUUGUGCACAUACUUCGGCGGCAGAGUACUGGUUUUUCGAGGGGAAGCUCUAAAUAUCGAGGUGUCACACUGCACAAAUGUGGCCGGUGGGAAGCACGGAUGGGGCAAUUCCUAGGCAAAAAGUAUAUUUAUCUCGGGCUAUUCGACAGUGAAGUAGAAGCUGCAAGGGCUUAUGAUAAGGCGGCUAUCAAAUGUAACGGAAGGGAAGCAGUCACCAACUUCGAGCCGAGUUCAUAUGAAGGGGAUAUAAUCUUGGAUACCAGUAAUGAAGGCAAUACUCACAACCUUGAUCUGAACUUGGGGAUAUCUCCACCUGUUGGCAACGGUUCCGUUGAAAAUGAGGAGCAUCCUCAUUUCCAUUCUGGCACUUCUGACAUAAAUGGCGGCAAGAGUUUAAGGGCAGAGAACCCUGCUGCAGCAACAGUAGGUCCAGCUUACAAAGGGUUAGCGGGGACAUCAGAUCAGCCAAUUUUGUGGAAUAGUGUAUAUCCUAGGUGCUUUCCUAGUGAGGAAAGGGCAAUGGUGAGAAGAGUUGAUAUCGGUCCUCCUCAAGGCCCCCCUAAUUGGACAUGUCAAAUGCGUAGUCAAGUCAGGGCAACAGCAACACCACUGUUCUCUACUGCAGCAUCAUCAGGAUUCUCCUACUUGGCUUCCACUCCUGCUGCAGCGAAACCUAUCAAUCAAAUGACCCAAAAUCUAUGCUUUACGUCGUCAACUGCAACUGCCACCAACACCGCUGAAAUCAAUUUUCAGAUGCAGCCACCACCUUAAGCCAUUUGCAGCAGAAAUGCGACAAUUAACAGUGAUGAUGAUUCAAAUACACUAAUUUGAUACACUUUUAGACUGAAUAGAUUCUAACUUUCUUUUAUGAACGGAAAAUGUAUACUGUGUUGGAUAUACAUCAAGGAAAUGGUAGUUGGAUUCCUAUCCGUGGAGGCAUUAAGGCCGGUUGAACCUUGUUUAGUGAUUUUGUGAGAUGCAUUUUUUGUUUCA